Molecule: messenger RNA, 1383 nt
Organism: Fusarium coffeatum
Lineage: Eukaryota; Fungi; Ascomycota; Sordariomycetes; Hypocreales; Nectriaceae
Exons: 3
Coding region: 1-1383 (460 amino acids)
Biological process (GO): cell surface receptor signaling pathway; adenylate cyclase-activating G protein-coupled receptor signaling pathway
Cellular component (GO): plasma membrane
Molecular function (GO): G protein-coupled receptor activity
Source: RefSeq, a predicted model, not a curated record
AUGGCUCCCACAGAACACCUCGACAAGUAUCAGAUUCGCGCUCUAAGCGUCAUCGAACGAACAUGUUCCGUCUUUUCAUUACUCGGAUCCAUCUUCAUCAUCGUUACCUUUCUAUCAUCGAAAGCCUUCCAUAAACCGAUCAAUCGCCUGGUCUUUUAUGCUUCGUUUGGCAACAUGAUGACCAAUGUCGGUACAUUAAUGUCCAGAUCGUACGUUGGUGAUACGAACUCGGCAGGCUGUCAGCUUCAAGCCUUCCUCAUCCAAAUGUUUAUGCCUGCUGAUGCUUUCUGGACUCUUUCAAUGGCCAUCAAUGUCUACUUGACAUUCUACUACAAAUUCGAUGCUCGAAGAUUACGCAAGAUGGAAAUCCCUUACCUUAUUGGAUGCUAUGGUGUUCCAUUCGUUCCGGCCUUUGUCUACAUAUUUAUCAAGAACAAAGAGGGUCAGAGAAUGUACGGCAAUGCCACACUUUGGUGCUGGGUCAGUGCAGAAUGGGACAUUUGGAGAAUUAUUACCUUUUAUGGUCCUGUUUGGCUCGUCAUCAUCGUCACCUUCUUCAUCUACAUCCGUGCCGGCAGCACAAUUUACCGCAAGCGCAGAGAACUCGACGGCUUUAGUUCAACCGAUCGAGAUUUGACUUACGGUAACGAGAACCACAUUACCACGCUCAAGACGACAGAAGUUUCCGUCACAACAGAGAUCGUUAAGCCCGAUGGGAUCCUUUUGCAGCCUAUGAGUGGCCGAGCGCCGGACUCCAGUAACCCUAGUCCCUCCAAUGGAAACUACUCGGUUCACAUAUCAGCUCAGCCGGGUUCUGGGGAUAUUGCAGACGAACUGGCCCCAAUCGAAAGGGAGCAAACACGAGCCAGCAUCCAAGUCCCUCAACAACAGCAACGUUCUGCCGCCAGCAUGAAUCGUAGACGGAAUCGCGAACUCAACAACGCAGCAUGGCAGUACACAAAGUGCGCCCUACUUUUCUUCACAGCUAUUUUGAUCACAUGGGUUCCCUCGAGCGCCAACCGUAUGUACUCAGUAUUCCACAAGAGAUCAUCAGAUCCCCUGGAAUUUAUGAGUGCCUUUGUGCUUCCCCUUCAGGGUUUUUGGAAUGCCCUUAUCUACAUGGUUACAUCUUGGGAUGCAUGCAAGAACUGGUUCAGCGACAUGCGCAUGGGUCAACGUCCAGAUGUAACAGAACUUGUUGGUGGUAUGAGACCCGAAGUUGGAGCCAACCACACCAUCGGCGGCGGCGGCGGCGGCGGCCACCGACAUAACCUUGGUCACCUCCGACGAUCUAAUAAGUUCGAGACGGAGAGCAUGACCGAAUUGGCCAACGAGAGCCGGCCGACUUCGGACGAUGAACGGCGAGAUCAAAGCCGAGUAUAA